AUGGAUGGAGAACAUAUCACCGAACGACCCCGACCAGGCUUUGUCCUGGCAGACUACGUCGUCUUUGCUGCCAUGCUGCUCGUUUCCAUGGGAAUAGGGCUUUUCCAGGCCCUGAAGAAGAAACCGGGUGAUGCUAAGGUGGAUGACUUCUUCACCGGUGGCCGUAGUAUGCCAGCCGUACCCGUGGGAAUGUCACUGUGUGCCAGCUUCAUGUCAGCUGUCCAGGUCCUGGGAGUGCCAGCCGAAGCCUCCCUCUAUGGUUUUAAGUUCCUCUACAUGUGCCUCGGGCAAACCAUCAACUCCUGUCUGACUGCAUACCUGUUCCUGCCAGUAUUCUACCGCCUUGGUAUCACCAGCACCAAUGAGUACCUCAAGAUGAGAUUUGGCAGAGAGAUGCAGCUGCUUGGAAGUGUCCAGUUUAUAGUCUCAACACUGCUCUACACAGGAAUUGUGAUCUAUGCUCCAGCCUUAAUCCUGAGCCAAGCCACUGGGCUCAAUAUGUGGGCAUCCCUCUUCUCAACUGGGUUCAUUUGUACUCUUUACACCACAUUGGGGGGCAUGAAAGCAGUCAUCUGGACAGAUGUGUUCCAGAUCCUGGUCAUGCUCUCGGGCUUCAUCGCCAUCUUCAUCCAGGGCACUGUUUUGGUUGGUGGGCCAGCAAUGGUUUUGGAGAUUGCCAACAAUGGAUCACGAAUGAACUUUAAUGAUUUUGACUUCGACCCAAGGAGGCGAUACACAUUCUGGAGCUUUACUGUUGGCGGUACGCUGUUGUGGCUGUCCAUGUAUGGUGUGAACCAGGCACAGGUACAACGCUACAUCUCCUGCAGAACUGAGCGACAGGCCCAGUGGGCGUUGUUUGUCAACCAAGUGGGCUUGUGUCUCGUUGUGGGCAGUGCAGCCACCUGCGGCAUUGUCAUGUUUGCCUUGUACUCCCACUGUGACCCUUUGAAGUCUGGAAAGAUUGCUGCUCCAGACCAGUAUAUGCCAUACUUGGUGCUGGACAUCUUUCAAGACCACCCUGGUUUUCCUGGUCUUUUUCUGGCUUGUGCAUACAGUGGCACCCUGAGUACCGCCUCCACCAGCAUCAACGCCAUGGCAGCUGUUACCAUGGAUGAUCUACUGAAACCAACUCUAGCCAACAUGUCACAGAAGAGGUUGAUUUUAAUUUCCAGAGGGCUGUCUUUCAUGUAUGGGGCUGGAUGUAUCACGGUGGCUGCUCUCUCAUCCUUCUUGGACUGGGGAGUUCUUCAAGGGUCCUUCACAGUCAUGGGAGUGGUCAGUGGCCCACUUCUUGGGGCUUUCAUCCUGGGGAUGUUUGUUCCCGCUAGUAACAGGCCGGGCGUGUUUAGUGGCGUGGCAGUGGGCUUCUCCAUCUCCUUGUGGCUGGUCAUUGGAUCAACCCUCCAUCCUCCCAGUCUGCAGACCAUGGGAGUCCUGCCCACCUAUACAGAUCAGUGUCCGUCAAGUAACAGCACAGUCAACAGCAGCCUGGGCAUGGACACACCCUCCGCCUCCACGCCGCUUCCCCUGAGUCUGCAGAACUUUUAUUCCAUGUCCUACCUCUACUUUGGUGCUGUGGGGACAAUUUCAGUGGUGCUGGUUGGGGUAGCUGUGAGCUAUGCAACAGGACCUACCAAGAGAAAUACCAUUGACCCUGGCUUGCUCUGGUGGGACUUACAACAGAAAACCCUGGACAGUCAGAUGGACAAUCCACAGAUAGUGCCUCUACACCACUUGCACAAUGAAGAUGUUGGUGAAAAAGAGGCCCUGAGCGCUACGCGGAAAACUACCUUAACUCAAUGUUCCCCCAAUAAAGUAUAG
Messenger RNA from Salvelinus namaycush (lake trout), 1821 nucleotides. RefSeq names its product solute carrier family 5 member 5 (gene slc5a5). Gene Ontology annotation, biological process: sodium ion transport; iodide transmembrane transport. Gene Ontology annotation, molecular function: symporter activity. Lineage: Eukaryota; Metazoa; Chordata; Actinopteri; Salmoniformes; Salmonidae. Gene Ontology annotation, cellular component: membrane. The coding region runs from base 1 to 1821 and encodes 606 amino acids. The record is from RefSeq and is a predicted model, not a curated record. The transcript has 14 exons.